GCGUCGCUCGAGCGUCAUGACGUCACUGCCCUCUGCCGCGCUGUGUCGUAGUAACGGAUGACGUAGUGAAAAAAAAACGCUGUCGGUUACCGGGAGGAAGAGGGCGAGCGUCCUGCACGAGGACAGGUGAAUCACCAUGACAACAGAGCCAGGUGACGCUCAGCCUACAGAGGCGGAGUCUUUCCCUGAGGCCGCCGCCCACUCCACACCUAAACAGGGAGCGGAGGGGGGGCCGCCCCACAGCCACGCACAGAGCUCAUUGGCCGAGGACUCGUCCAGUCACCUGUCGUCGAGCAGUCGGAUCGCUCGCUCUCCGGCCAGAAACCCGCUGAGCUUCAGGACCAUGCAGACCAGAGUGACCCUGCUGGACGGGUCGCUGUUCUCCUGCACCGUGGAGAAACGAGCUCGAGGAGUUCAUCUGUUUGAGAAGGUCUGUGAACACGUCAACCUGCUGGAGCGAGACUACUUCGCCCUGUCCUUCAGAGACGCAGACAACAACAAGAACUGGUUGGAUCCAGCCAAGGAGAUGAAGAAGCAGGUCAGAGGCGUUCCCUGGAAUUUCUCCUUUAAUGUCAAGUUUUACCCUCCUGACCCCGCCCAGCUGUCUGAGGACAUCACCAGGUACUUCCUGUGUCUCCAGCUCAGACAGGAUAUAGUUUCUGGUCGUCUUCCUUGCUCCUUUGCGACUCACACAGUUCUGGGCUCCUACACCGUCCAAUCAGAGCUUGGAGACUACGACCCUGAUGAGUGUGGCCCGGACUACGUCAGUGAACUGUGUUUUGCCCCCAACCAAACUAAGGAGAUGGAGGAGAAGAUCAUGGAGCUGCACAGAAGCUACAGAGGAAUGACUCCCGCUGAGGCAGAGAUGCACUUCCUGGAGAACGUCAAGAAGCUCUCCAUGUACGGAGUCGACCUCCAUCACGCCAAGAUGGUAGGAAGCCGCUUUGAUUGCUUGUCUCCGGCUCAGUCUGAGGACUCGGAGGGCGUGGCCAUCAUGCUGGGCGUGUGCAGUAGCGGCCUGCUGGUCUACAGAGACAGACUGAGGAUCAACAGAUUCUCGUGGCCAAAGAUCCUGAAGAUAUCGUACAAACGAAACAACUUCUACAUCAAAAUCCGACCAGGAGAGUUUGACCAGUUUGAGUCCACUAUUGGUUUUAAGCUGCUGAACCACAGAGCAGCUAAGAGGCUGUGGAAGGUCUGUGUGGAGCAUCACUCCUUCUUCAGGCUGGUGUCUCCAGAGGAGCCUCCCAAGAAGUUCCUGUCUCUGGGCUCUAAGUUCCGGUACAGCGGUCGCACUCAGAUCCAGAGCCGCAGAGCCAGCGCCCAGAUCUCCAGACCGGCACCGCAUUUCCCACGAUGCAUCAGCAAGAGGAACAUGCUGAGUCGCAGUCUGGACGGAGCUCCAAGGGUGACACCCACCUCAUCUCUGAUUGGCUCUCCAGCCAUUACAGCGUCCCCCAAAGCCAACGGUGGUGCACACAAAGAUAUGAGCUCAGGUCUGUACGGAGCGUCCAAAGCCAUCGCCGUUAGCGACCUCAUCACCAGUGUGACUCCUGAGAGGAGGACAGAGGAGAGGAGGGAGGAGCGAGGUGAACAGCUGCAGGUGGAGGAGCUGCAGGUGGAGGAUGAAACCAAAGCCACAGAUGUUUCCCAGACAAGUCCUCAGAGUCCCCAGAAACUCGACACCAAGACUGAGCUGACCGAUACAGGUGUGGACGGAGACCUGACAGCCACUGAGUCUGAUCAGGAUGAAGAUCUGAAAACUCAGGAGACGUUGGGGAGUCCUGAGGAGGUGCAGAACCCUGAGAGCACCAUCAGCGCUCUUAGACGCUCCUUCUUGGAGGGAGGAGACGGAGGAGGUGGGAUGACGGAGUGGGAGAAGCGUCUGGCCUCCUCACCCCUCCGACGACUCGACGACUCCCCGAUGAUCGAACCCCUCGAGCCCGAAGAGGGGGGCGGGGUCACGGCAAACCCAACUUCUUCUCAGCCAAUCAGAGAGAAGAGCUACACGGUGGGGCGGAGCUACGACACCACCUCUGGCAGGGUCGUUGCUAUGACGACCACGGACGGCCGCUCCGACGGUACCGUGAUGUCUGAGAGGGCGGGCUGUCAAAUCCAAACCACCCCAGUGUCCACCACUGAUGAUGUCAUCACAGGGGGACCCCUGAUCACUAUUCAGGAGGUGAAAACGCCAACGUCCCCAUCGGAGGCGCCACCUACCAUCUGUGACAUCAUCAGCGUGGCUAAGACCAGCAGAGCCACCUCUCUGGACCUCUGUGGGGGCGGAGUCUCUGUGAUGUCACCCAUGUCCCCGCUGAGCCCGGCGCUCAGCAGGACGUCACCCCGCGCGGCCAGAGUGCCGAAACCUACAUUUGAUGAGAUGUCUCCUGAGCUCACAGCUCUGCUGAAGUCAGCCAGAGAACAAGAAACCUUCAGAGAACACAACCUGCUGAAGACUUCAGAGAAGGUGGAGACGGUCUUCCUGCUUCCAGAUGAAUCACAUGACCAGGACCAACCAAUGGCAGAACAGCCUCAGGAGGUACCGCUGAUGAGGAAAACUCUCACAUAUGAAGCUCCGGGGAGCCGAGUGGAUUCUGAUCCCCCUGCAGGUCUGCUGCUGAGCUCCCAGACCUUCACAGCUGAGACCUCCAACACCACCACCACCACACACAUCACCAAGACGGUAAAAGGAGGAAUUUCAGAAACCAGAAUCGAGAAGAGAAUUGUGAUUUCUGGAGACACGGAAAUCGACCACGACCAGGCCCUGGCGGAGGCGCUCAGCGAGGCGCGGCGACAGCAUCCUGAGCUCUCCGUCACCCGAGUCGUGGUCCAUAAAGAAACCGAGGUCUCUCCUGAUCACGUGAUUGAUUAAUGACAUCACAGGACUGAAUCGAGAGGCCUCUGCUGCAUUAUGGGAAAUGAAGUCCCGACUACAGAACCAACAGAGACACUGUUUGCAGCGACACUCAGUGGACGUACUGGACAUGAGAAUUUACACUGUCACACACACUCAUGCAUGCACACUUGGACACACACACACAGCAGCACCUGUCUGCCUGCCUGGGGUGGGGCCAGUAGCCAAGUUAGCUUCUGAACAGUUAGCAUUAGCUGGAUGAUGUGAUUAUUUUAGGUCGAAAGUUUCUGUGGCAACAUUUUCACACAAACAUUUAAGCAACACAGGUAAGAGAGAAGGGCAGGUGAGACACAGACAGGUGAGACACAGACAGGUGUCACUGCUGUGAUGCCAUCAACAUGUUCCCACAGUAACAGACAACCACAGCUGGUUGGCCUCCAGAUGAACUUUCACCAUAAACCAACUCCCGAUGCUUUUACUGAAACAAGCCCCACCCUCACACCUCACUCCCCCACAGGUUAGAGCAGACACCUGAUUGGCUGGUCGACUCAGGUGUGUUUGCUUCAGAUUCUGUGAUGGGAGAUCAGCUUUAUGAAACAUUCAGCAAACAGCUAGCGCCAGGUUAGCAGCAACACCUGGAGGUUUCUGCUGGUGCUAGCUGUUUGUAAAAUGUAAAAACAGCAUGAUUGUUAGCACUGUAACCAGCUAAAUCUCAGCUCUGUAUUUACCCAGAAUGCAAUAGUAAUGUGCCAUCAUCUCAUCUUGCCAUGGAAACCCUUACGAAUGAUUUUACUCAUCUGUCUCAGUAUUUAUUGAUUUCUCUGUCUAUUUAUUGAUUGAUUUACUGAUGUGUCUAUUUAUUGAUUUAUCUACUGAUAAGUUCUGUGUUUGUAAUCCUAAACAGACUGACCACCCCCCCGGUGUCUGAUUACAUUAGUUCUGUGUUUUUAUUUAUGAUCAAUCAAAACACACGAAACACUGAAUGUGUUUUUACCCACUAAGCUCAAAUAAAACGAUCAAAUUAA
Messenger RNA from Acanthochromis polyacanthus (spiny chromis), 3879 nucleotides. RefSeq names its product erythrocyte membrane protein band 4.1-like 3a (gene epb41l3a). Gene Ontology annotation, biological process: cortical actin cytoskeleton organization. The transcript has 27 exons. The record is from RefSeq and is a predicted model, not a curated record. Bases 137 to 2872 code for a protein of 911 amino acids. Gene Ontology annotation, molecular function: structural molecule activity; actin binding. Gene Ontology annotation, cellular component: plasma membrane; cytoskeleton. Lineage: Eukaryota; Metazoa; Chordata; Actinopteri; Pomacentridae.